CGCUGGGCCACUGUAGCUGCCGUCUUUGCAAAGGAAUGUCGCUGCUAUCUCUCAGUCGGGAUGGAGGUCUGACAGAUGUUUCGAAAAAAAGAUGUCCGGGAUGCAGUGUCUCAUCUUAACAAAAGACCAUGACGCUCAAAACAACAUGGUAGUUGCCUCCGCCUCUGACAUGCAAGCAAGAUCAUCUAGCUGGAUUUAAGAAAAGUGCUGCUCAGUAUUUAGUUGUUAGGCUUUAUAUUUGCUUCAAAGCAUGGACCCAUAACUCCACAGCUGGAAACACUGUUACACUAUUCCUUGAGUUGUGAUUUCAACCGUACUACCCUUUAUUACUGAAAAAGUGUGCAAAACGUCAUCAAAAUGUUUUCAGCACUUAAGAAGCUUGUGGGAUCCGAGCCAGGGCAGCUCAGGGACAAGAACAUUCCUGCUGGCAUGCAGUCGAUGAACCAAAGUCUGCAGAGACGCUUCGCCAAAGGGGUUCAAUAUAAUAUGAAAAUAGUCAUUCGGGGUGAUAGAAACACUGGAAAGAGUACCUUAUGGCAUCGACUACAGGGCAAGAAGUUUGUGGAAGAGUACCUUCCCACUCAGGAGAUCCAAGCCACAAGUAUCCAUUGGAAUUACAAAACUACGGAUGAUGUGGUCAAAGUAGAGGUGUGGGAUGUGGUAGACAAAGGCCAAAAAUACCCUCUUCCUGAAGGUGUAGGCAAAGGAAAACGGCGUGGAGACAAUUUGAAACUGGAGAAUGAGCCCCAAGAGUCAGACGAGGUGGCCUUGGAUGCAGAGUUCCUGGAUGUGUACAAGAACUGUAAUGGAGUCAUCAUGAUGUUUGAUAUAACCAAACAGUGGACUUUUAACUACAUACUGAGGGAAUUGCCCAAAGUACCCACCCAUGUACCAGUGUGUGUUUUGGGAAACCAUAGGGACAUGGGUGAGCAUCGGGUUAUCCUGCCUGAUGAUAUCAGAGACCUGAUCGCUGGACUUAACAGACCAAUGGGAUCGUCUUACAUCCACUACGCUGAGUCCUCUAUGAAAAAUGGGUUUGGAUUGAAGUAUCUACACAGGUUUUUCAACAUCCCCUUCCUGCAGCUACAGAGAGAGACACUACUGAGGCAGCUGGAGACCAACCAGCUAGACAUGGAUGCAACGCUGGAGGAGCUGUCUGUGCAGCAGGAGACAGAAGAUCAAAACUAUGACAUUUUCCUGGAGAAUUUGGAGUCUCGCAGUAAGGGCUACGGAUCCCCUGGUCCAGCCAACGGUCAGAGUCCCUCCUCAGGCUCCCAGUCCCCAAUCGUCCCUCCCAGUGGGGCUUCCACAGGCAGCUCCAGCCCUAGCACCCCUCAGCCCCCUAUCCCAGUCCAGGUGAUUCCACAGUCACCUUCUGUGUCUGCCUCUUCCCCUCCGCCUUCAUCAGCGGUGGUUAGUGGAGCAGCUUCUCCGGUUGCUGAGUCAAAGCCUCCGGCCCAGUCACCUGAACACCUUCAGUCCUCUGCCACAUCCGGAGCCUCAGGCCCCCAGAAACGCAGCUUUAUGUCCCGCUGGUUUGGCUCAUCUCCUGCUGCCGAGACUUCUGCUUCUGCACCAGAGGACCAUCCUGCACCAGUCUGUCCUUCCAAGGUUCAGAGUGUGGAUGAUUUUGUGCCAGAUGAGAGACUGGAUAAAAGCUUCUUGGAGGACAGCCUGCCCUCCAAAAACAAGGCAUCUCAGCCAGCAGCAGCUCCAGCUGUGGACAGCGACAGUGAUGGUGAAGGCAGAGGAAACCCCAUGGUGUCUGGGUUCCAGGAUGAGCUGGAUCCUGAUGACACUGAGCCCAGCCUUCCCCAACCCAAAAGCUUGCCCCCCAGUAAAGAUAUCACUCUGACCAGUGACGAGGAGGACGGAGUGACAGCAGCCCCUGCCAUCACACAGGACCAAGGCCUGGACAGUGAACCAGAGCUGAAGGCGCCUGUCAUCCACAUCACAAAGCCAAAGUUGGCUUCAAAACCUCCAGAGCCCCGAGGUCAGACCGCAGCACCCAUCUCCCUCACCCUGACUCCUGCAGCAGAGCAGCCGACCCGACAUCAAGGCAAGAAGAAAGGAAGUUCCCCGAAAACUGAGGAUUCUGAUACUGACCCUGAGGCUCCUGUCGCCCAACAGAUGCUCUCGUUUGUCAUGGAUGACCCCGAUUUUGAGUCCGAAGCAUCAGAUACACCAAAAAUAGCAAAGGAAUCAUUUCCUGUCAGAGAUGAGCUUCUGUCCGACCUCUCUGAUGAUGACUUGCAGUUAGCCAAGGUGCCCGAGCCUCUGAAGCCCACUGUGAUCUCCUUCAAACACAAGGAUGACACUGACCUGUUUGGCCUUGGGAUCCAGGAGGAGGCUCCUCCGGCCAAAGACAGCAGUGAGGAACAGGAAGAGAAGGAAAGCAAACACUCUUCCAAAGAAAAGAAGAAAAAGAAGAAGAAGAGCAAAGAGGAGGAUGAAAAGAGCAAAAAGAAACACAAACACAAGAAAAAGGAAAAGGAUGAGGCUGCAGCGGUGGACGAGAAGGAGAAAAAGAAAAAGAAAUCCCGACCCAAGAAAACGGAAGUUGACGAGCUGGAGGACUUUCUGGGUGGAGGAACAGGCUCCAUCAAAAGAGAUGACGGUGAUUAUGAGGAACUAUAAGAGCUUGUGUUUGAUGAGCCACAGAACAGCAGCAAGGCAUGGAGUCACUUAAAACCUCCUGAGUCCUUGACGAGUAUGUGCAUAAAGCAGCAUCUUCAAGCCAUACGCAAUACACAAGGCUACUGAUGACGCAGAGGUAUAACAGCCGAGGACUCUGGUACCUGUAUGUUCCUUCUAAUUAUUUCCCAUCUGCACUACUGCUACACUUCCAUCCCAAACAACAGGAAACUGCUGGGAAACUCGCGAGUACUGUAGUGAUGAUUGGCGUGUCCGUAAAUUGGCUCUUUGUACUCUGACAUGACUGACUUGUUUUCCAAAUAUUUUCUUUGAUUUGAUACACUCUGUAAGUGAUCCACUCCGAAUCUGCUGCUGUAAAUAGGGUAACCAUUUUGUCUGAAUAUUUGUUUGGUUGGUGUAAUGAUCGAGAGCAUGCUUAAAGUGACGACUGACUUCCUAGA
This is a messenger RNA of Cheilinus undulatus (humphead wrasse), 3095 nucleotides long. It is a transcript of the gene rabl6b, whose product is annotated as RAB, member RAS oncogene family-like 6b. The record is from RefSeq and is a predicted model, not a curated record. Lineage: Eukaryota; Metazoa; Chordata; Actinopteri; Labriformes; Labridae. Bases 358 to 2637 code for a protein of 759 amino acids. Gene Ontology annotation, cellular component: nucleus; cytosol. The transcript has 17 exons. Gene Ontology annotation, molecular function: GTP binding.